Molecule: messenger RNA, 315 nt
Organism: Monosiga brevicollis MX1
Lineage: Eukaryota; Choanoflagellata; Craspedida; Salpingoecidae
Exons: 2
Coding region: 1-315 (104 amino acids)
Source: RefSeq, a predicted model, not a curated record
AUGCAUACGGGAUGGUUAAUGCUACACCAACGCCAAGGCGCUGCCCUUUUUACAAGGGCACAACAAAGGCCGUUCAAGCGCCACAACAAAUCUCUCUCUCUCUCUCUCUGUGUGCAACAACACCAUCAUCAUCAAGCCAAGACCAGUGAGAAGAUGAUCACACAGCCAACAGGCGCUGCCGUUUCUUCUCUCUGUGACGGCGCGCGCAUGUGUGUGUGUGUGUGUUACCUCUUGAAAGGAAAUGUGUGUGUGUGUGUGUGUGUGUGUGUGUGUGUGUGUGUGUGUGUGUGUGUGUGUGUGUGUGAGUGUGUUUGA